AUGAUUGAUACUGUCGUAUCGGCCGAAAUUCCAGAUCAAACCAUCGACCCAGGAUUAUUCGAAGUUGUCACGAAAAAUUUGAUUCACAGUCCCUGUGGUGAUAUUAAUCGAAAUUCACCCUGUAUGAUUGAUGGCAAAUGUUCGAAACGUUUUCCAAUACAAUUGAUUGCUGAAACAAUUACAGGAGAUGAUGGAUAUCCACAGUAUCGUCGACGAUCAACUGAAGACAACGGUAAAUCAACUGUAAUUAAACUUCAAAAUCAAGACGUUGAAAUCGAUAAUCGGUGGAUUGUUCCGUACUCACCGAUACUGUCAAAAAUGUUCAACGCUCAGAUAAAUGUAGAAUAUUGCAAUUCUGUAAAAUCAAUCAAAUAUAUUUGCAAGUAUGUGAAUAAGGGCAGCGAUAUGGCUGUUUUUGGAGUGGCUCCUGAAGAUAGUCAUGAUGAAAUUUUGCAGUAUCAAAUGGGGCGCUAUAUUAGUACGAAUGAAGCUGUAUGGCGCAUUUUCUCGUUUCCAAUUCUUGACAGACAUCCGGUUGUUGUAGAUUUGGCAGUUCAUCUUGAAAACGGCCAACGUGUUUACUUCACUGCUGCAAAUGCCGAACAAAGAGCAGUAGAGCCACGAGCAACUACACUGACAGCUUAUUUCCAGUUAUGUGAAACGGAUGAAUUUGCCAGGACUUUGCUAUAUUCGGAAGUGCCACACUAUUUCACAUGGAAUGCAUCAACAAAAAAAUUUCAACGUCGCAAACAAGGCACAUCUGUUGAUGGUUAUCCAGGUAUUUUUCGAACAGAUGCUUUGGGACGCAUUUAUACAGUUAGUCCAGCCAAUAUUGAAUGUUUUUACUUGCGACUUUUGUUGGUGAACGUACAUGGACCGCAAUCAUUCCAACAUUUACGAGCUAUCAAUGAUCAAAUGUGCGCCACAUACCGUGAAGCAUGUCAACAAUUGCAUUUGCUGGAAGAUGAUACGCAUUGGGAUGCUACGCUUCGUGAUGCAUCAAUUUCAUCUACACCAAAUCAAAUUCGUAUGUUAUUUGCGAUCAUAAUAUCAACAUGUUUUCCAUCAAAUCCACUGGAAUUGUGGAAUAAAUACAAAGAUUUCAUGGCGGAAGACAUUUUGAUUCGACUUCAACAUCGUUCCAAUGAUCCUGCAUUGCUGCUGACAUUGGAAAUGUAUAAUGAAGCCUUGAUAAUGAUCGAAGAUUUGUGCCAUACUAUUGCAAAUAAAGCAUUAGGGCAAUUAGGAUUGACUCAACCAAAUCGUCCAAUGCAUGAUUUAUUUGAACGAGAAUUGCAACGCGAACAGCAAUUCGAUCGUGAUGAAUUGCGUGCGUUCGUACAAACGUGUACUCCACAAUUAAAUGAUCAACAAAAAGAUGCAUAUGACAAAGUGAUGCAAGCUGUCAAUUCUACAUUACUUGAUGGCGGCCACACAGCACAUUCCGCCUUGAAAUUGCCAUUGAACAUGCAAGCAAUUGAAACACCAACAUGCAAUAUUUCAAGGAGUUCUGGAAUGGCUAAAGUUUUGCAACAAACAUCGAUUAUUUUAUGGGACGAAUGUCCAAUGGCCCAUAAAAAAUCUUUGGAAGCCUUAAGUCGAACAUUGCAAGAUUUGAGACAGAGUCAACAGCUGUUUGGCGGUGCAUUAAUAUUGUUAUCUGGUGAUUUUCGUCAAACGUUGCCUGCACACGUACAAAGGCUUUCGUUGACGACCAAUAUGCGUGUGCGUGUUCAAAAUGAUUCAUUAGCACGUGAGUUUUCAAAGCAAUUGCUGAAGAUUGGCGAUGGAAAAAUUGCAAGUGAUCAAAAUGGGUUUAUCAUGUUACCGAAUAAUUUUUGCAUUAUUGUAUCAUCAAAACAAGAACUCAUUGAUCGCGUUUUCCCAAAUAUUGUUCAAAAUUACAAUAACCAUGAUUGGUUACGAAAACGUGCAAUUUUAGCACCAAAAAAUAUUAAUGUCAAUGAAAUCAAUUUCCACAUACAGGAAAAAUUGCCAGGUGAUUCGGUAACGUAUAAAUCCAUUGAUACUGCUAUGAAUAAUGAAGACGCAGUCAAUUAUCCGGUCGAAUUUUUAAAUUCUUUGGAACCACCAGGCCAGCCACCGGAUAAUUUGAAUUUGAAAUGA
Molecule: messenger RNA, 2127 nt
Organism: Anastrepha obliqua
Lineage: Eukaryota; Metazoa; Arthropoda; Insecta; Diptera; Tephritidae
Exons: 3
Coding region: 1-2127 (708 amino acids)
Biological process (GO): telomere maintenance; DNA repair
Molecular function (GO): DNA helicase activity
Source: RefSeq, a predicted model, not a curated record